Molecule: messenger RNA, 2354 nt
Organism: Nicotiana attenuata
Lineage: Eukaryota; Viridiplantae; Streptophyta; Magnoliopsida; Solanales; Solanaceae
Product: inositol-tetrakisphosphate 1-kinase 1-like
Exons: 3
Coding region: 395-1486 (363 amino acids)
Biological process (GO): inositol trisphosphate metabolic process
Cellular component (GO): cytoplasm
Molecular function (GO): inositol-3,4,5,6-tetrakisphosphate 1-kinase activity; inositol-1,3,4-trisphosphate 5-kinase activity; ATP binding
Source: RefSeq, a predicted model, not a curated record
UGUCACUGCAGAUUAACUCACUCAUAAUCUUCUAGCUAUCACCUCCCCUAAACUAUGCCACGUGUCUACCACAACCUCAACGCCUGUACGUUUAUCAAACCCUAAAUUCCCCUCUCCGACCUAUAUAUUUUCCCCUUUCUCACCAUUUCCCUUCUCUCUUCUUCCCCUUGCACUCAAUUCUGCUCUCACUCUUGUCAGGUAUGUACAGGCAUAACUAUUGAAAUUUCCAGAAUCAAAUCCUCCGAAUUCACCAAAACCUAUGCCUUUUUUUCCACUUAAUUCACAAUAAUGUGGUUCCCCCGUACCUCAGUUGAACUAUUUUGAAUCAUUGAAAUAGUGCCUCGUAUUUAUCGUAUAAUAGUAACCGGGUCGCAUAUCGGGUUAUCCAUUAUCAAUGGAGGAGCCACUGAAGAGAUACGGUGUGGGAUACGCGCUGGCUCCAAAGAAACGAGCCAGUUUCAUUCAACUAUCCCUCGUCAACCUCGCGAAGGAACGAGGAAUCGAUCUCAUCAAAAUCGAUGCAGAUAAGCCGUUGAUUGAUCAAGGACCGUUCGAUUGCGUGCUCCACAAACUCUACGGCGAUGAUUGGAAGCGUCAGUUGAAGGACUACGCUUCCCAAAACCCUCACGCGCUCAUAAUCGACUCGCCGGAAUCGAUUGAGCGGUUGCACAAUCGGAUUUCGAUGCUUCAGGUUGUGACGGAGCUCGAGAUCGAUGGCCAAAUGGCGUCGUUUGGGAUUCCUAAGCAGACUGUAAUAUACGAUGCGAAAAUGGUGUCGGCUUUAUACCUUGAAAAUGAAGGGUUGAAAUUUCCUGUGAUUGCAAAACCAUUAGUCGCUGAUGGAAGUGCAAAGUCACAUAAAAUGUUGCUUGUGUUUAACAAAGAUGGGCUACGAAAAUUGAAGCCGCCCAUUGUGUUACAGGAGUUUGUGAAUCACGGGGCAGUUAUUUUUAAGGUGUAUGUGGUUGGUGAUUAUGUGAAAUGUGUCAAGAGGAAGUCAUUACCUGAUGUGACGGAGGAUAAUUUAGGGAGACUAGAGAGUUACUUGUCGUUUUCGCAGGUUUCUAAUUUGAAUACUUGUGAAAAGAAUGAUGAUAAAUACUACAAAUUGAUGAAUUUGGAUGAUGCAGAAUUGCCCCCUUUGAGUUUUCUUACUGAUAUAGCUAGGGGACUUAGGCGGGCAACGAAAUUGCAUCUUUUUAACUUCGAUGUGAUUAGGGAUAAUAGAGUUGGAAAUAGAUAUCUUGUCAUUGAUAUUAACUAUUUCCCUGGGUAUGCAAAGAUGCCGAAUUAUGAGAGUGUGUUAACUGACUUUUUCUGGGAUGUAUUGAAUCGGAAUGAUAAGGGUAUCGAGAGUUUAACAAAGGGUAAUUGCAAAAAGGAAGUUAGGGUUUUGGUCGGGAAUAACGGGUGUGGUGAGGACGAGGGAGCAUUGCCUGUGUCACCUAUUAAGAUGGAAGAUAACGAGGACCCUAUUCUGGUUUAAAAUGUGAAGUGCAGAAGUCAAACUGGUAUAGCUUGUAGUUGGCCACUGGUUUCUAUGAAGAAUUUGCUGAAGUGUCGGAUUUUUCUCUUGCAAGUUACAAAGGUUAAAGCAAGCUGAGGGUACUCACUUAGGUAGGAGUUGGUAUAGCAGUGAAUAAGUAGGUUCUUUGAUCUGAUAUUGCCUUCUGAAGACAUUAGAUGGUAAUCUUUGUUCAACAUGUACAUUCUAUCUUUGCAGUGAGAUAGUCACAACUGCCCCAGGUUUGGAUCGGUAAAACUUGGUUGACUUAAACACAGAGAGAUGACAGCAGUUCACAUGAGUUGCAUGGAUCAAAUUGGCUGUAACCUGAGUGCUGACGAUUAAUCAUGUAAAGCAGUACGCGUAAGGGUGUGCAACAAUUAUCUGAAAACUCUGUUUGGGCACCAGUUGUUGGAUAUACUGAGCUAGCUAGCAUUGGUCCCGAGCCCUGUGCCUGCCUGCAUCUUUGAUAUAAAAGAAGUUAGAACCGAGGCAUCCAACUCCGUCAUGCCAACUUCUUCAGCCGAUGGUUUCCUGAAUCCCUUAGCGCUGCAUUAAUCCUUGGAAACCUACAGAAUGCAUAUUUAGACGACUCAGUGAUUUUAUAUUGUUUCCUGAUGCUGAGUUCAUGAUUUAGGCGCGUCUUUUAGUACAUUAUCUGGAUGAUCUUCUUGGGAGUGCUCUUCUUGCUGCUUAACAUGCCUUGGAUUGGGAUAAUUAUGUUAGCGUUCAGAACCAUAGUGGACUUGUAAGUGUGAAGUGUUAUAACAAUCUGCUGGGGAAACUCGAGGAAAAUAAAAUGGCAUACAUUUCUCUUGAUACACAAUCGCUAGGUCAUUUUUCCUUGCUC